Messenger RNA from Zootermopsis nevadensis, 4032 nucleotides. RefSeq lists its product as uncharacterized. The record is from RefSeq and is a predicted model, not a curated record. Lineage: Eukaryota; Metazoa; Arthropoda; Insecta; Blattodea; Termopsidae.
GUCCUCGAACACAACCAUUGAUCUUCAAUAUCUGGUACCAAUUGUAACUUGGAACGUGAAGAUUGGAACAAUACGGCCACUGUAUGCAUGCACGACACACCUUAAUUUGUGAUUGAAACACCUGGAACCGUUAUCGUAUGGAAAAAUGUGCUUAAUUUGAUAAUGGGAGAAGUUUGAGUAUUUGGUGCAAGUAACAGGUGAAAUAAGUGCUGAAAAGAGAGUUGGAAGUAAAUAGUUAAAUGUUUAUGAGGUUACAGAUAUGACCUCCAACACAACAGCUGAAGACUCUGUGCUUGGUGAUGGCAGUCAGUCAAGUAGUUGGGUCCGUUUUGAAGAGGAUGAAGGUAUUAAACACACGUCACAAAAUCAGGAAUUAUCGGCAAAACAAGCACAGCCAAUAGCUUCGGCAAUUUUGAAUGCAGAUGAAUAUAGUGGGGCUGUUAUUAAUCCAGAAACGGUCCAUGUCAAUGUUAACCAAAAUGUAAGUCGUUCUGUAUCCCCAGAAAAGCCAGAUGUGUCUGUUAAUAAAGCAACAUUGGCUUCUUGUAGUAGCCCUCAGCAGUACAGUGGUGCUGUCAUAAAUACAGAAUCAGUACAUCUCAAUCUGGAUCGCAGCAGCUUAAGUCGGGCUGUGGGGGAGGAUCAGCAACCACCAGAAACAACUCCAACUGCUGCACAUAAACUCCAGGAUGCAAGAAUAGGCAUGCGGAAUGUGGAUCUAAGGGAGACAAAUAAUGGCAGACCUGCAGCAAAUACCAGAGUUCUGACUCUUGGGAAUUCUGUCAUCAGACAAGGCUUUGCAAAUGGUGAUAUUGUUGUGACACUGCUUCCUGUUAAUACAAGAUGGCCUUGGAUUACACCUGCUCAAUUCCGUCCUGAACUUGUACCAGAGGAGCUAAUGGCACAGGGACUUACGCUUACUGUUGAAGAUUAUGUACAUGUGAUGGAAAUUUUAACAAAUGAUGUGCGUUUCAAUGUCUACAAUGUUUGCUACAAGCGCAUUCUUGUGGCUUGGAUCUUUACUGCUUUUAUUGUCCUGCUUGGUCUCCUGUUCUCUGGGGUAACAGGGCUGACAUUAUUUGGAUUGGGAGUUAUGUGGCUAGUCCUGAAUGCAGCAGCCAUUUUUUUAUGUAUGUGGAUCAAAAUCAAGUUGAAUCGCAGUUUGGAACGUUGCAUGGCUCAAGUAAACAAACACUUGCUAAGACACAAGAUCAUCUUGGGCUUGGACGAUAGAGGAAAACUGUCAUGUCACAAAGUGAAUCUAUGCUUCAUCUAUUUUGAUACUAUGGACUGCAUUAAAAAACUUCAGGAGGUGAUCGAGCGAGAAGAACGUGAAGGUCGAACAAUAAAUCGAGAGGAGACGUCAGAAGAAAGACGGCAACGGCAGCAGUUUCAGCAAAGAAUGGACAUUGAAGACAGGGAUAUAAUUAUUCAAGGCAGCAAUACAACACGUCUGUCACGUAAACAGGAGCGUGCUGAGUUGGUUUUCCUUCGCUACUCUCAGCGCUGGGCUAAAGAAUAUGUGCGCAGGCAUCUGGAGCUGUCAGUGGACGGUGCGGAGCGUGGAGGCUUCUCCAUGGCACCUCCCCGCCACUGCAUCUCUGCCCGCUGCCCUUGUCAGUUUGUAGAGGAGCACCUCAAGUAUAAACCUCGAGAAGUGACUUAGUGUUUGUUACGCCAGAGAUUUUCAAGUGCUUAUGUGUCCUGCAUAAUCUGAAACAUCUCACUGCGCUUGUAUAUGCUCAGGUUUACUGAGGUUGUAUAUAGAAACUAAACUCAGGAAGUUCUCAUUUGUUAGUUUUGUUCCAUAUUCUUUUGUCAAGCCUCAGUCUCUCUUUCAUUUGAAUAUCAGGCCUUAGUCAGUUUAGCAUGAAUGAAUUUGUAUUGAUAGUUAUAUUAAUGUUCAUAUCAUUUAUUGAUUGUAUUUUUGAAAAUUACUUUCAUACUUUAACUUUUUGGUGCAGUUUCAUGAGUAACAGAAGGUUGAACAGUGUAGGUUUACCAAAGCUGUUAUACAUGUAUAUGUGUUAUGUUUGUAUUUGGUCUUCAACAGGCCACCUUCAACUUCCCAGAAUGUAAUGAUGAAGGAAAUUUAUUUUUACCAAAUUUUGGCUAUAAAUGUUUGGUGUUGAAAAAAUAAAGCCAACCAAAGUAAUUGAGAUGUGAAUUGUGGAAUUAUACUGUAGAAUUUGAUUUAAUUGUCAUAUUUUCCCCAGAAUUAAAUGUCGGUAUGAACCUGGCAGUGCAUGUAAUUAUUCUACACCAUGUCGCCAAACAUUGUUAUAUUAUCUGGUAGUAUGACUGCUCUGACAACCUAAAAUCUGUUUAGUUUUAAGUUUCUUUUCACAGUUAUGCUUUUUUGUGAUGUUAUUCAUGUAAGUUAUAAAUAAUAGAGGAGGAACUGGAACCUUAACAAACCAGGUUCCGUUUAUGCACUAAUCUUCAGAUUUGAGAUUAUGCACUGCAUUCCUCUAAAUUUAAUCAUCAUUUUUCAGAAUUACUAGUUGUUCUGCAUUUACAUUUGUUGCUGGCUUGAGGCAUGGAUUAUUUUGUAACAUUUUCACUAAGAAACUUAUAUAAAUUGUAAAGUGCUUCGCACGUACCAUAGUUUGUUCUGGUAUGAAUUUCAACCUAUCUAUAAUUUAUUCUAGAUAUAACUAUUUUCCAUUGGUACAUUUGUGAGGCAAAUGGUCAUCUAUCAUCUUUUCAUAAUCAAACUCUUCUUUUACAGCUGUAGAUUUUUCAAUGGCAGUUUUGGUUUUUAAAACUUGAAACUUAUGUAGCGUAAUUAGCUGAUAUGGUAUGCAACAGUUAAAAACAACUGAAGUGAAACAACUAAUAAAUGAGGCUUGCCAGACCAGGUUUCUGUAUACAGUAAUUAAUUACAAGUUGUUAUAUUAAUAAAUAAAAAUUGUUUUUGACUACAAGGUUAUUUGUGCUAAUAAUCAGGAAUAAAAUGUCUUUAUUAAUUUUUAAAAAUAUUUAUGUAAUAUAGGUAAUCUACAAUCCAUUGACUUACCUGAAAUUUUAUAUGGGAGUUGGUUUUGUAUGCUGCUGAUAUAUAUAAUUGUAAGAUAAUGCUACACUUUUCAGAUAUUAUUACCAACUUUAAUAUUAACUGUGUGUCUAAAUUUCUAAAUUGUUACUGAGCUUCAUAUUGUGACUACAUGUAUCUUAAGUAUAUGUAGUAGAAUGAUGAUUCUCACAUCAGCCAUUCACAAAUUUUGAACAGAUUAGGGUAUAACAUUACUUUCAAAUAUCACAUCUUCAUGAGUUUUUAAUUUUCAAUUUUAAAUAGGCUGCUCUAUCUAUAGUUCGCGACUGUAAUCUUGAGACUUGCGGGGUGAGGAAGUGGGGUGAAGGAGGAAAUGUAGCGUCAGCCUUUAAAGCUUCGGACUUCUUGCAUUCCUUGCAAGUUUCAAGAUUACAGUCGCGAACAGUUGGUAAUAAUAACUCUUGCUCCAAGUUGAUUUCUUUGUUAUAUUAGCAUCUAUCAAUUAGAAAAAUCCAAACUUUAGACCAGGAAGGAAGUUUGGAAUGAUGUAUGAAGAUUGUGUGAUGUGAUUAUGUGUAACAGUUCUUGAUGCUUCUUGCAUGCAGCUGGUAGGUGCAAGCCAUGUGUGGCAUUUGUGGGAUCCUCAUAGUCACACAGAUGUUGUGAGUAUAUUUACUAUCUUAUACAGGGUCUGUUUUAAUAAUAAACAAAUUACAGCAGUGAUUAUUUAUACUCUGUGUGCACAUGAACAAGCAAGCAUGUUAUAAUAGGAAAGCAAAUAUGUUACAUACCAGAGAAGUCUCAGUCUUAUGAACAUGUAUAUAAUGAAUACAUUUACUUUAGAUCCUAAUGAAAAUACAAGGUAUAAGAUCUACAUGAAUAAUUCUUCUGUAUUUAAAAAAGUGGGAGAACCAGUGUCAUGUUACUGAAUGUUUAUGUCUAGUAUGGAUACACAUACUCUCAAAUAUGAAUUUGUAAGUGAAUAGUCCUCUUAUUAUUUAUGAUUUACCUCACACACAUAAAAUACAUCAACUGCA